AACGUAAAUACGUUACGUUACGUUCUCUGCACUGAAUGCACGUGUGAUAUUUUUAUUUACUGCCAAGAUUUUAUGUUAACUAAAGUUCAUUUGAGUAAAGUAAAAUGUCUUCUAUAAAGAAAAAGCGUGUUUCGAAAAAGACCAAAUCAGCUUGGAGGAAAACCGAUAUAAAAGAUGUGGAAGAAUUUUUAGAGGAUCAACGACAAGAAGAGCGCGUUGGUUCAUUUGCGGAGAAAAAAGAUGAUGAGCUUUUUAUGGUGGACGCAACACCUCUAAAAUCAAAACAAAUAAUUUUAACUGAAAAACAAAGACGAAAGUUAAACGCUAAGAAGCCAUUACGUUCUUUAGAGGCUUUAACAAAUAAUUCCAAGGUACAAGAUCCAAUUGUUAAAAGGAACCGCGUUCGACAAAAAAAAAGCGGUCGUAUUAUUGAAGAAGAGGUCCGCAAUCCUACUAAACCUCGCCAUUUCCAAGCAAACAAAGAUAGGGAACGAUAUUAUGAAUCACUAGAAAAGAAACUUAAGAAAGGAGAACAUCUUGCGAAAUCGGCUAAGGACGUUUGGGCAGAAGAGGACUUUCGCGAUAAAAUACCGGGUUUAAAAGAUGAAAAAGGCUGGAUAAGCAAAGACUUAGCAUUGUAUGUAUCAAAGAAUAUCGGCAAAGCAGUGAUAAAAGUUCAUGACAGUAUACGACACCGUACUACAAAGGCAAAAAAAUUCGAAGCUCCCCAUGGUGGUAUGAGUUAUAAUCCAUCAUUGGAAGAUCAUCAAGCACUGCUUGCAGCAGUAGCGGACAAAGAAGAGAAGAUCAUUAAAGAGGAAAAUCAUUUGAAACGAGUUACUACUCAAAUGUUUUCAAAAGUUACACCAGAAGAACGGGAUAAACGUCUAAUGGAAGAAAUGCGCUCUGGUUUAGGCGAAGAAGAUGAUGGUAAUGAGAAAGACGAUGCAACACCUGAUGGUGUAUAUAAAUCAAUUAAUCCACCAGUUGAGAAUAAGAAAAAAAGUAAACAGUCACGUCGGAAAGAAUUGCAACAAAAAGAACUGCAAAAAAAGCAAGCAGAGAAAAAGGCCCUAAAAAAGCAAACUGCGGACCUAAAUAGGAUAAAGUCAAUUAAAAACGAGGUGAUAGCUGAAGAAGAACAACUUAACGAUUUAAAAAAGCAUCGCAAAAAGGUUGAAUUGAAAAAGAAAUUCGAAACAAAACGUUUGGGUCGUCUUAAGUAUGCCGAGCCGGACACAGAUAUCAACAUGCCCGAAGACAUUGCUGGAAACCUGCGCAAUGUAAAACCAGAAUCAAGUUUGUUAGUCGAUCGGUUUAAAAACUUCCAAAAGCGAAACAUUUUACCUGUGAGCGUUGCAACAGGAAAGCAGAAAUCAAAGAAGGUGAAACGUUUUCCCCGCAGCUCACACAAAGAUCCUGGUGUUUCAUUUCAAAUGCUACGAGAGCAGCGUAAAGUGAAAUCAUAAGCACUUUUCCAUUGCAUCAAGCUAUAUGUUUAUAGUUUCUAAUUAAAAAUUGGAUAAAAUUGAAAAUAAAUUUAUUCUACAAAAAAA
This is a messenger RNA of Ceratitis capitata (Mediterranean fruit fly), 1556 nucleotides long. RefSeq lists its product as uncharacterized. The coding region runs from base 105 to 1469 and encodes 454 amino acids. Gene Ontology annotation, molecular function: 5S rRNA binding. Gene Ontology annotation, cellular component: nucleolus. The record is from RefSeq and is a predicted model, not a curated record. The transcript has 5 exons. NCBI's taxonomy places the organism in Eukaryota, Metazoa, Arthropoda, Insecta, Diptera, Tephritidae. Gene Ontology annotation, biological process: ribosomal large subunit assembly; rRNA processing.